Aethina tumida (small hive beetle) is the source of this 657-nucleotide messenger RNA. It is a transcript of the gene Npc2b, whose product is annotated as NPC intracellular cholesterol transporter 2 homolog a. The record is from RefSeq and is a predicted model, not a curated record. NCBI's taxonomy places the organism in Eukaryota, Metazoa, Arthropoda, Insecta, Coleoptera, Nitidulidae. Gene Ontology annotation, biological process: sterol transport. The coding region runs from base 100 to 582 and encodes 160 amino acids. Gene Ontology annotation, molecular function: sterol binding. The transcript has 4 exons.
CAAUCGUUAGUCCGGCCUCCGGAGAACAGACCCAACUGUUUACCUGUACACACAACCGACCGUUUCUUUUCACGUCAGUUUUUCGUCAACGUCGGCGAAAUGAAUUUUGUAACGUUUGUUGUUGUUGUUGUUUUAAUGGUGGCCGUCGCUAGGGUUUCUUCCACGGAGGUGGAAAGUUGCAAAAAAGGCAGAAAACUUAGCGAUUUGAACGAUCGAGUCAAAAUCGGCAACUGCAAGAAACCACCCUGCCGGCUCAGGAAGAACACCUCCAUCCAAUUCUCCCUCCGGUUCAACACGGAAGGACCUGUGGAGUCGUUGCAGAAUUCGGUGAAGGCCAGAAUCGCAGGUCUUGACCUUCCGUUCGUCGGCGUGGACGGUGUGGACGCGUGCAACAACAUUUAUGAACAAGACGGCACCACCAAAGCCAAAUGUCCUUUGGCUGCUGGAAAAGAAUACAUUUACAAGAACACCAUCGACGUCCUGCAAAUCUAUCCUUCUGUGAAAACGACGGUGCAUUGGGGUUUGGAGUCUCCGUCCGGUGACGUUAUCUGUUUCGAAGUGCCUGCCAGAAUCACCAACUAAUUUAUUUAUUAUUACCAUUGUCAUUAUUAUAAAUUAUAUAGUUCUAGGAAUAAACUGGUUUAUUUUUUAAAAAAA